Messenger RNA from Mizuhopecten yessoensis (Yesso scallop), 4557 nucleotides. RefSeq lists its product as uncharacterized. The record is from RefSeq and is a predicted model, not a curated record. NCBI's taxonomy places the organism in Eukaryota, Metazoa, Mollusca, Bivalvia, Pectinida, Pectinidae. Bases 225 to 2849 code for a protein of 874 amino acids. Gene Ontology annotation, molecular function: oxidoreductase activity. The transcript has 6 exons.
UAAUUAAUGAAUGACAGAUUGGUACCGUACGACUUCCUUCUACAGGUAUAUCAUAUAAAGAGCCAGCAUGUGUUACACUCGUCAGUUCGUUCACGAUGUUAACACAGUUGAGCUGGCUAACUAAGCGGCCCACUUUAUAAGGAGUCAUAUCUUGCAGUGGUUGAAGAUUUAAAAAAAAAAUAGCCUAUUUAAAUAUACCAGUAUAUGCAACACAAUAACUGAAGAUGCUGUAUUUAAGACUUUUCCUAUUGAUAACACUUAUGGGAUGUUUACCAAGUGUCAUUGGCCAAAACUUCCGACAUCUUCGUCUGGAGCCAUGGUUUGCACAGUGUCUGCGUAAAUUUUAUAAGAAAUUUAACAAUGUUGAAAACUCUGUAGGAUUAUCAAUAAAGAACUUCUGCACAUUUUCGUCUGAUUGGAAUAAAAUGCGAACCACGAAACUAAGCAAGAAGUAUUUAGAUCAGCACCCCCAGGCACGAACCUAUAUAGACAGCAUCAAAUAUAAGGUUCAAAACGAGACUCAUAAACAUCGAGGAAAACGUCAAGCAGACGAAAUACGCGUACGGAAGGAAUACCGUAUGCUAACAGACGAAGAACGCAAUCGUUUCCAUAGGGCUGUGUAUAAGAUGAAAAAUACAAUGGAAGGGGAGGUAACUCGAUAUGAAGCCUUUGCAGCUUAUCACUCGGGAGACACUCAAUUCACAGCGCACGGGGGUUGCAACUUCCCUGGCUGGCACAGGAUUUACUUGCUCAUGUUUGAGGAAGCCCUUAACAUCGAAGAGCCUGGUCUUGGUGGUAUUCCCUACUGGGAUUCAACAAUUGACAACGAAUUAGGCCCACUGGCACGUGUAUCUAUUAUGUGGUCAGGAGCAUUUGCCGGGAACGGAAAUGGAACUGUUACCUCGGGAUCAUUUGCCGGGCCCACGUCAGAAAAUGAUCUUACGCGAAAUGUAGGAGGGACAGGGCAAUUGCUUUCUGAAGAAGAUGUUCGAAAUAUCACCUCACGCACACGUUUUGGAGAAAUUUGUGGAAAUGCGGAACCUCAGUAUGAUAUUGAGUUUAAACAUGGCCCCGUUCAUAUUUUUGUAGAUGGGCAAAUGGGUGUUAUACGUACAGCAGCGUUAGACCCAGUGUUCUUUCUUCAUCACGCGUUCGUAGACUAUAUAUGGGAAAUGUUUAGAGAAAACCAAGAAAAUAAUAAUGUAGAUGUGGAAGCAGACUAUCCGACGGAAUUUGGAGAUAUAUUCCACGCCCCUGAUGUAAGGCUUGAUUUGGAGCCGUCCCUUUAUGUAGCAGAUACCUUGCAAAAACGUUUCAGUGCAGGUUACCGCUAUGCCCCACGACCAACCUGUGAUGUCGUAAGAUGGCAUUGUAAUAGCAAAUGGCUUAGAUGCAUUAAUCACCCGACACUUGGACCGAGAUGUGUGCCGAUUCUUAUAGGAGAAGAUCCUACAGAUAUAACAACUACCACGUCUACAUCCUCCACCACUUCCACUACCACAACCACCACUUCAACUACUACUACAACCACUCCAUCCACCACUACAACCACCACACCUUCCACAACCACCACGGCGCGACCCGAUUGUCCUACAUACCCACCGCCGACACCGCAUCCCCCUUACAACCCUCCCAAAAGAGGUUACGGUGUCGACGAUGGACUCGUUAUAUUACCAACACAGAACACAUUUGGUGUGGACGGAGACUAUGACACUAGGCAUUGGAUGUAUCUACCUGUUAGAAUAACAGUCAGGCGACCGAACGACUAUAAAGCCUAUCGUUCAUAUCCGGUGAAAAAAGGGAAGGUUCAAAGAGAAAACGAUGUGUACGCCCCACGCUCUGAGCAGAAUAAAGUGUAUAAUUAUAUCAAACCAGGGCAACCAAAACGGUACGAUAACUGUCAGACUUCCAAGAGUGGAGCAGGAGUAGUCUAUGUCCAAACUGAUGGCAUCAAUUACGAGGGGAAAUACAUCGAAUACGCGGUUGUUGACAAUCGACUUGCGAUAUCAGUAGCAUUAGCAUAUGUGGCAGUGCGAAACCCAGGGAGAGGUAUAGCAGAAGUUCUGUUCACUGCCUACGACAAUUGUGGAAGAGUAUGCCAUCCCUCCUGUUUGAACAUGAGAACGCGUCAGUAUGAACGAUGUACCGGAGCCAUGCGAAUCACCAAUCCAAAUUAUAUGUAUAGUAACGAAAGUAGUUACGGGGAAUCAGUGGAAAAAGUUUGGGAGUUUGGGGAAGAAUGUCCGCAGUUUAAAACCGACAACAUCCAUGUCUCAUUUUUCUGUGACUAUAGCCAGAGAUGGCCUUGGCCUGAUGCACUAAAACAAGAAGAUAUAAGAAUGAACGUUCCCGGGCACAUGAGAAAGCCUAGUGCACCGAGACCAGUAUCCAUACAUCAACCUACAUUAAAAGUCUGCAAACCGAAGGUCAGCUCUUUCAUGUCGUGUCCAAUCAGAAGAGAACAGUGCAACGCACCUUGUGUAACCGGGGAGAAGUUUGCGUGUACCAAUAAAUGUCACUUGUUCUCGGAGUGCCAGUCUAACAGCAUUUACGUUGUCCGCUGCCCGAGGUCACAGAACUUCAAUCCUGAAACCAAAAAGUGUGAAAGACAGUACAGGUGCACUGUGCUCCCACAAAAGAGGACAACAGAGUCGCCCAGAAAUCGUUUCCUCGAACUCGCCCGACUUCGACAACUUCGUUACAGACAGCAGCAACAGAGAAAUGGUAAUACUCCUACGGAACCUGAUCACAACCACGGUCCUGUAACUGACCCACAACCAGGUCAGAACCGCGGUACACCGAGAGACUGGCGAAAUAGAAGACGAAAUUGGCGACAAAGAAGCGGUUAACGAAAAGUUAGCAGUGAAAUCCAAAAUAGCUUAAACUUUUGUAUUUGUGUAUGUUAGCCAAAGACUCAUAAACAUACUUCAAUUCCAUUUUGUUUGUAUCUAAAUAUGCCUAAAUUCGAAAGGUCAUAUGUUUACAAAAAAGAAAACGCCAUUUUGUAUAAUAUAUACUUGUACGAAGAAAAUAGCGAUGUAUGUCUUUAAUACUACAAUAAGAAAUAUACGAUUUUGACAUGCGAUUAAACUUUGAAUUCGAUUAGUUUGGACACACUUCGCUCUUUGUAUGAAAAGGUAAGACGAUUUUUUUUGCCAAUAAAUGAUGUUAUUUACUGUAAUGUUUGAAAGCAUAGUUUCUUGAAACUUUGAACGAUUGUUUUUUCUCUGAUGUUCCUGAGUGUAGGGAUGGCUUUUUAUUUAUAUCACGUUUUGUUGAUAGAAAUUUUGUUUUAAAGAUUUCAAUUUUACAUAACCCGGUUCAAUAUUCUUAAUAUACUUUUCUUAAUGGUAAUUAUGUAUAAUAAUGAAGUUGUUCGAUAGCAUUCGCGAAAUCCUUAAACUCCAGAUAUUCUCUCGCGUUUUUUAAGAUUGGCUAGCAUAACAGCACAUUCUAGUUAAAUAUCAACGGUUAUUGGGUUUAUAACAAAACAAAUGGGAAAAAAAUAAUACUAUAAUAGUCAAUGUUGUGUCAUAGCAUUAUCACUAGACAGAAACAAAAAUAAUCAACACUACUGCCUGGCCAUUAAGUCAAUUGACACUAAAGAAACCAAGUUAUACCAGUGUUAAAAUAUAUUUUAAAGUGACUGGUGGAAAUUCUAAUUAGUAAGUAAACACAUUUAUUAAUGUGUUCUUGUGAAGGAAACAUCUGAAAUUUUAAUAACGUGCCAUCUUUGAGGAUUGAAAACAUAAACAUUGGCUCAAAAUAACGCUGUUCAAACUACUGAGCUACAAUUUGUAGAGUGUAAAUUACUCUAAACGUGAAAAUUCUUAUUUUAAGAUUAUAUAGGUUAUAGAUAUAAAGAAUAUAGAUUUCACAACUAUUGUUAGCGCGAAAAUGUUUACACCGCAAACAGUUUAAAGAGACACGACACGAAACGAAAAUGUUAACACGCAAAAAUUAACACUUUUACAGUACUACUACUAAUGGUCCCAUACAACAGAUGUGCAAUAGAUUACCUUUUUUACCUCUUAAGUGAGGUUUUGUAUAUAUGUGUAAAUAUUAUUUGAUGUACGAUUAUUUCGUUUUUGAAACAAUAUGAGAUCUUAUUAUCUACAAAUAAUUUGGUCAUUACCGUAAUUUAAACUAGUGAACGGAAUGAGUAAACAGAUGUAUUUGUUAUGUUGUUAUGUUCGAAAAUAAUUCUCCCCAAAAUGAGGAAUCUGUCUAUAAAGUCCUAAUUACGUCAAUGUUUGAGUUAGAAUUAUAUGUAAAUCCACAAUAGUUUGAUUUAGACCUUGAACAUGUCACUUAUACAGACUGGUGGUUUAAAACAAAAUUGAAUAUCCUGUUACAAAAUAUUUUAAAAAUAUUACAUUGACCAAUUUUAAUUGUAAUGUAAUUUUUUUUUUUUUACAACUUGUAACGUGUUUUUGCUUCAUAUAUGUACUUCUUUGUCUCAUUAUUAUUUUUUCAAUUGUACGAUGAAUUGAGAAUUUGUUUGAAUUAUUAUGCAACUUUCCAUGUAAUAGUUUUUAUUAUAAAAUUGGAAAGUAA